Stylophora pistillata is the source of this 2665-nucleotide messenger RNA. RefSeq names its product acid-sensing ion channel 2. Lineage: Eukaryota; Metazoa; Cnidaria; Anthozoa; Scleractinia; Pocilloporidae. Gene Ontology annotation, biological process: sodium ion transmembrane transport. The record is from RefSeq and is a predicted model, not a curated record. Gene Ontology annotation, molecular function: ligand-gated sodium channel activity. Gene Ontology annotation, cellular component: plasma membrane.
UUCAUGUUUCAAAUGAGUUUUGUUCAUCCCUGUAAUAACCCACAUAGGACUUUGGGAGAACACAAGAAACGUUUGUAUAACCCCGAGUAGGAGGCAACUGACUUGUAAAUUUUUUAUUGUCCAAGUUUCGGAAUUUAAAGCAGAGGCCCUACAGUCACCUUAGAACAGAUAUAAAAAGUCGUAAAAAAAAAAAAGGUGAAAAACAGAAACAAUAUUAUAACAAGAGCCCAAUAUUAAUACCUAAGCGUAAUCACAGCGAAACAGAAACCAAACAAGAAAAAGAGUAGAACCGAACAAGAAAAAAAGUACAAUCACGCAUUUUAUUCAAAACGAUUUUUGUCACUUCUCUCCCAGGAUAGUUAAAUUAAUUUUCAACUUCUUAAUUAACUUUUUGUGAAUUAAAAAGGGAGCAACAUCCCAAACAAUAUUUACAUUUUUUAAAACUUUAAUUCUGUUUCCUUUGUAUCCCACCGAUCGACUAAUGAUCCCAACCCACUAUGAGUUUACUACGGAACCAAUAAUGAUAAGUGGUUUUUUUAUUUUGUUUUGUUUUGUCCUGAUAAGCAAAGUGCUGUUUAUCAGCAUUUUCAUGCAAAUUCUAACGAAUUUGAUUAUGCACCCAUGGUGAUAUCGUAGCUUUUGUAUAAUUUUAAGUGCUGAGGAUUUCUUUGUCCACCUUCAUAACAUUCUACCCCUUAGUGUUGACAAAGGCUUAUUUAAUUGCUUUCUUUAUUUGCAUUCAAAAAAGUUUAUUUUCGUGUUUCCUAGAUUUUACGUGCAUCCCUUGCAACGACCUUGGAAUGGGAGAAAAGAGCACAACCUUUAAAAAAGAAGGUCUCAGUAUCAAGAUUACCACAUUGCAGUAUGUUGCAAGCAAAUGAAAAAUGUCAUGUAUUGUCAACAACACUCAAUUUUUCUUGAACCCCAUUAAUAAUUCACAAUCCUCUCUAAUAACUAGCAUAAGAUGUCAUGUUCAUGUAAUUGAAAUCAGCUCAUGUUCUCUAUUUGAUCCGUCCGUGAUACUUAGUUCGGAAAGUCGAGAGGAGGAAAAUGUUAUCGAUUUUCGUGUUUUAAAAAUAUCAAAACAAAAUGGCUUUUGUGCCUAGAGGUAACAAGAUUCAAAAUGCUGAAGAAACUACUCACACGAUCACCUCGCUGAAUGAUAAUAUGGACAGAAACGCUAAGGACGACAGCCAACGUAAACCUGAAACGUUCAGAUCCUUCGUAGAAGACACAUCAAUGCAUGGAGCUCGUUUCUUGUUUGGCAACAAUAUCUUCCGAAGAGGAUUUUGGACAGUUCUUUUGGUAUUAAGCUCCGGUUAUUGCAUCUUUCAAAUUUAUGCAAGCGUCCAAUUUUAUUACCAGCGACCAUUUAACAUCAAAAUUACGAAAAUUAUGCCCAAGCGCGAAACUAGUCUGCCUUUUCCCGCUGUUACACUCUGUAACUUGAAUCUCUUCAACCUACGAAGAUACCGGAGAUACCAAAUUGGAAAGAACUUAACCACAGAGACAAUCGAGGGAAAGCGUUACGCAAUCGCCAAGCUUUUAGCCCGCUCAGAGGACGUUUUUAACAACGAGACAAAGAAGGAGCACCUGGAGUUGUUCUGGCGAUUUUAUGGCGAAGUUCCUGAGGUUUUCUUUUUGAAUCUCUUCAGUCAUGAGAUUGAAGAAAUGCUCCUUCCAAGGACAAUAUUCAAUUCCUGUUUGUACGACGAAACAGCAUGCGGCCCUGAAAACUUUACCCAGUUUAUAAGCUCCACGUAUGGGCGAUGUUAUACUUUUAACUCUGGCAAGGAUGGUCACCCUGUAUUAAACGCCACAAUGGCUGGGCAGCUGAACGGACUUAGGCUGUUGUUGAACAUUGAAAUAGAAAGUUAUUUGGAGAAUCCUCUCAACCCCUUUGCAGGGCUUACAGUUCUCAUUCAUGAUCAGAACACAUUUCCUUUCAUGGAACAGUUUGGAUUCGUCGUUCAACCAGGUGUUCGAACUCUCUGCUCCAUAAAGAGGAAAAAGAUCCAAAACUUGGAACAUCCGUACGCCACUAACUGUAUCAAGAAUGGAAAACUGGAAAAACUAGAAAGCAUUAAAAAUUCAUAUUCCAAGCCUGGCUGUUUAAUGGAGUGCUUGGGGAAGUUCGUCAUUGCAAAAUGUGGUUGCCGACCUGUAGAAUAUAGAGAUUUACAGGUCCCUCUUUGUGCUCCCAAUGAUACAGUGCUGUGUCUGUUCCCAACAUAUAGAAAAUACGGAAAAUCAACAUUCAAAGAUAAAUGUGAAGAGAGUUGUCGGGAACCUUGUCAACACACCGAGUACGAAACAUCCCUGUCUUAUGCCGGGCUGCACAGAAAUGUCUUCGCAGAUAAACUUAGCUCUCGUGUGAAUUUGACAAAGAACUUUUCACUCUACGAACAAUUCCUGAGUUUUUCAGACCGGGAGAAGAAGGAAUAUAUAGAAGAAAACAUCAUUUCAUUGGACAUAUUUUUCCAUGACAUGAGCUAUGAUGAAAUAGAACAAACCAAGGCUUACGAGGCAUGGACAUUGCUUGCAAAUUUGGGUGGAACUUUUGGUCUUUUCCUUGGAGCAAGUAUGAUCACCAUCCUUGAAAUAUUGGAAUUCAUCAUGAGAAAGAUUUGGUCCAACAUUUGCAACUAAACAAGCGAAAAAAGAU